This is a messenger RNA of Pipra filicauda (Wire-tailed manakin), 2161 nucleotides long. It is a transcript of the gene TRIM71, whose product is annotated as tripartite motif containing 71. The transcript is spliced from 3 exons. NCBI's taxonomy places the organism in Eukaryota, Metazoa, Chordata, Aves, Passeriformes, Pipridae. Gene Ontology annotation, biological process: protein polyubiquitination; proteasome-mediated ubiquitin-dependent protein catabolic process. Gene Ontology annotation, molecular function: protein binding; ubiquitin protein ligase activity. The coding region runs from base 49 to 1749 and encodes 566 amino acids. The record is from RefSeq and is a predicted model, not a curated record.
CAUUUCUACUGUGAUACCUGUUCUGUCCCCAUAUGUCGUGAAUGUACCAUGGGACGACAUGUGGGUCACAGCUUUAUCUACCUCCAAGAUGCCCUACAGGAUUCCAGGACUCUCACCAUUCAACUCCUGGCAGAUGCUCAGCAAGGACGACAGGCUAUUCAACUGAGUAUUGAACAGGCCCAGGCUGUGGCAGAGCAGGUUGAGAUGAAAGCGAAGGUGGUACAGUCUGAAGUCAAAGUCGUGACUACUAGACAUAAGAAGGCCUUGGAAGAGCGGGAGUGUGAGCUGCUCUGGAAGGUGGAAAAGAUUCGUCAAGUCAAGGCUAAGUCACUCUACUUGCAAGUUGAAAAGUUACGUCAGAACCUAAACAAGCUGGAUAACACCAUUAGUGCUGUUCAGCAGGUCCUGGAGGAGGGUCGUACCAUGGAUAUUCUUCUGGCUCGGGACCGCAUGCUGGCUCAGGUGCAGGAGCUGAAGAAUGUGAGAGGCCUUCUCCAGCCACAGGAAGACGACAGGAUCAUGUUCACUCCCCCUGACCAGGCAUUGUAUAUGGCCAUUAAAUCAAUGGGCUUUGUCAGCAGUGGGGCUUUUGCUCCUCUGACCAAAGCCACUGGGGAAGGUCUCAAGCGUGCGCUGCAGGGCAAAGUGACCUCUUUCACCGUGAUCGGCUACGACCACGAUGGUGAGCCUCGCCUUUCAGGAGGCGACAUGAUCUCUGCAGUGGUGAUGGGCCCAGAUGGAAACCUUUUCGGGGCAGAUGUCAGCGAUCAGCAAAAUGGGACCUACCUGGUCAGCUACCGUCCACAGCUCGAGGGAGAGCACCUGGUGUCCGUGAUGAUGUGCAACCAACACAUUGAGAACAGCCCCUUCAAAGUGGUGGUGAAGUCUGGGCGCAGCUACAUAGGCAUUGGGCUGCCAGGGCUCUCCUUUGGCAGCGAGGGAGACAGCGACGGCAAGCUUUGCCGCCCCUGGGGGGUUAGCGUCGACAAAGAAGGCUACAUCAUUGUUGCCGACCGCAGUAAUAACCGCAUCCAGGUGUUCAAGCCAUGUGGGACCUUCCAUCACAAGUUUGGCACGCUGGGCUGCCGGCCAGGACAGUUCGAUCGCCCUGCCGGCGUAGCCUGUGACAUUUCGCGUAGGAUCGUUGUGGCUGACAAGGACAAUCAUCGCAUCCAGAUCUUCACAUUUGAGGGGCAGUUCAUUCUGAAGUUUGGGGAGAAAGGAACGAAGAACGGGCAAUUCAAUUACCCAUGGGACGUGGCCGUCAACGCAGAGGGCAAGAUUCUGGUCUCUGACACGAGGAACCAUCGCGUUCAGCUGUUUGGGCCCGACGGCGUGUUCCUUAACAAGUAUGGCUUCGAAGGGGCACUCUGGAAGCACUUUGAUUCCCCCAGAGGUGUGACUUUCAAUCACGAGGGCCACUUGGUAGUGACAGACUUCAACAACCAUCGCCUUCUGGUCAUCCAUCCAGAUUGCCAGUCAGCACGCUUUCUGGGCUCGGAGGGCACCGGGAAUGGCCAGUUCCUGCGCCCGCAGGGAGUGGCGGUGGAUCAAGAAGGGCGCAUCAUCGUGGCCGACUCCAGAAACCACCGGGUGCAGAUAUUCGAGUCAAAUGGUAGCUUUUUAUGCAAGUUUGGCACUCAGGGAAGCGGCUUUGGUCAGAUGGACCGUCCUUCAGGUAUAGCUGUCACCCCUGAUGGCAUGAUUGUUGUGGUCGACUUUGGAAACAAUCGAAUUCUCGUCUUCUAAUCUGUGUUUGAAUUAGGAAGAAACUGUCUCAGGGAAAUUCUUCUAAGAGAAAAUGAAAAAAUACAACGUUAAUUCAAACCUACCUCAUCUUUAAUUUUUUUACAGAUGAAUGUACUUAUCUUUUCUGCAGGGAGUGAGCCUGUAAAAAUGAAUUCUAUCUACCUCAUCGUCCUCCUUUCCCUCCCCAGUUUCUCGCCCUCUCCCCAUCCCCACACACUCAUAGUUCAGAACAUUUUACCUCUUUUCCCCCCAAUGGGGUUUCAUGCACAAACAAGUGUUGCUGUGCACAUUAGGUGGUUUGUGUGGUGAGUUCUGUUAGACUAAGCCAAAAAAGGCGCUAUGUAAGUUUUUAAGUGGAGAAAAUGGUAGUAGGUGUUUGUAGAGAAUUUGUUUUUCUUGACCAUACUGCAGU